AUGAAGAAAGAUUUCUCCUGCUGCUGUCCGUCUCUGGCCCCGAGCAGAGAAACUGCUCGGUUCUACCUGCUCUCCAUGCUCAUUGCUCUUUACAUGCUGGCUGGCGCUGCCAUAUUUUCUUCCUUGGAGAGACCAGCGGAGCUAAAGGCGCACCAGCUCUGGGAAAGGACGCUAAGGGACUUCACUGAUGAGCAUAACAUAAGUUGUGAAGACAUUAAAUCUUUGUUGCGCCACUACGAAGAGGCUCGAACCGCAGGGAUCCGGACAGAGCGAGGCAGAGCCCUGUGGGACAUACCAGGCGCCUUCUACUUUGUGGGAACGGUAGUUUCAACCAUUGGCUUCGGAGUGACAGCUCCAUCCACUUUGACUGGGAAGGUCCUGCUGGUUUUCUACGGGUUGCUGGGCUGCUCGGCUGCCAUACUCUUCUUCAACCUCUUCCUGGAGAGAGUCAUAACAUUACUGAGCUUCGUGAUAUUCUGGUACCACAGAAGGAGAGCGGGACAUGGCGGACUGGAGGGCCGAGCCAGGGAAGGUAACAGAAAUGAAGAAUGGAAACCCUCUGUCUAUCAAGUCACACUCCUCCUUUUUGUUGCUGUCCUGCUGGUUGCGUGCGGGGCUGCCUGUCUCUAUUCAGUCAUGGAGGGCUGGACCUUCAUGGAGUCCCUCUACUUCUGCUUCGUGGCGUUCAGCACAGUCGGCUUUGGAGACUUUGUCAGUGGCCAGAGAGAGCACCAUGAGGACACCUGGGCGUACCAGGUUGCAAACUGUCUCCUGAUGCUCUUGGGAGUGUGCUGCACUUACUCCCUCUUUAACGCCAUCUCUGUGAUCAUCAAACAAGGACUGAACUGGAUGCUGAGGACGCUGGCGUGGAUGUAUAGCUGCAUCCGCCAUUAUCGGCUGUUCAAACUCUGUUUUUCUGACUCUGAGACACCAAGAUGUUUUUGUGAAGACAACACUUUGCACAGACAGCAGGUGCAGGCCGUUUCCAGUUCGGGCCACGGCACGAUGUGGCACUCCUGCGUGUCGAAUGCUACGGGGAAAUGUCUUUGUGAUGAGGCCCAAGUGGAAACAGUGUGCCACAGAGAGACAGACAGAAGCAUCUCUGCAAAGCAGGAGGAAGAGGAUUGUUCAUAUGGAAGGAAUAACUUGUAUGCUAGACCUCUGCCUACAUGGCUGAAUUAA
Messenger RNA from Centropristis striata (black sea bass), 1182 nucleotides. It is a transcript of the gene kcnk20, whose product is annotated as potassium channel subfamily K member 13. The record is from RefSeq and is a predicted model, not a curated record. NCBI's taxonomy places the organism in Eukaryota, Metazoa, Chordata, Actinopteri, Perciformes, Serranidae. Gene Ontology annotation, molecular function: potassium ion leak channel activity. Gene Ontology annotation, biological process: stabilization of membrane potential; potassium ion transmembrane transport. Bases 1 to 1182 code for a protein of 393 amino acids. Gene Ontology annotation, cellular component: membrane. The transcript is spliced from 2 exons.